Molecule: messenger RNA, 1070 nt
Organism: Kogia breviceps (pygmy sperm whale)
Lineage: Eukaryota; Metazoa; Chordata; Mammalia; Artiodactyla; Physeteridae
Source: RefSeq, a predicted model, not a curated record
GACGGGGUUAGCGCUGCGGGGAGAAAUCGACCAGCCAGAGAAGAUGCUGCUGGACCUGUCGGAGGAGCACAAGGAGCACCUGGCCUUCCUGCCGCAAGUGGACAGCGCGGUGGUCGCUGAGUUUGGGCGAAUUGCGGUGGAGUUCCUGAGGCGUGGCUCUAACCCCAAGAUCUACGAAGGCGCUGCGAGUAAGAAGGGGGGCGGCACAGCGCUGAAAACUGCGCGGAGAAGAAAACUCAGCGUGAGUAGUGACACUGUCCAACAUGGUGUGGAAGGAUUAAUACACCUCCUUACUGAAAGUUCAAAGCUCAUGAUUUCUGAACUGGAUUUCCAAGACUCAGUUUUUGUUCUUGGAUUCUCUGAGGAAUUGAACAAAUUGUUGCUUCAGCUUUAUCUGGACAACAGAAAAGAGAUCAGAACUAUCCUGAGUGAAUUGGCACCAGACCUUCCCAGUUACCACAGCCUUGAAUGGCGACUAGAUGUACAGCUUGCAAGCAGAAGCCUCAGGCAACAGAUGAAGCCAUCAGUGACUAUAAAGCUACACCUUAAUCAGAACGGUGAUCACAACACCCAAGUUCUGCAGACAGACCCAGCCACCCUGCUCCACUUGGUUCAGCAAUUGGAACAAGCCUUGCAAGAGAUGAAAACAAACCACUGUAGGAGAGUUGUGCGCAAUAUCAAGUAGUCCCCGCUUGUUUUCUUCCCUUAGAAUCACUGGUGAAUUGAUGAUAUGCAGCACUUACUUUUCAAACUAAAUUUUCUAACUGAUAGUGAUAAAUACAUAGAGAUUUCAUAACAUUUCUUUUCCUGUGUGAAGAUACUGAGGUCAUGAUCAAAGGCUAAGUAAACUUCCUUUCCUGGUGCUAAAUGUGGUCAGCUUCUUGACAAUUAAGAUGUAUUUUGUAUUUUAAAUGUGUAAAUAGGAUUGAAUCAACUGGAAGUGAAUCUAUACUAUUCAAAUCCUCUGUAUAUAUAAAUGACUGUAUUUUUUUGAUACUUCUUUUGACUACUUAACUUUAUUAUUUUCCUCCUUAUUGACCUAAAUUUGACAAUAAAGUUCACAAUGUAAU